CGCGGCUACAUGUGGAAUUUUCCACGAACAGUCAUACACGUUCAUCAUACUGUAUCUUGUUUAUGUGUUGACUUUUGCCUACAUAUUACGACACUGCAUUGCUCCGUGUAUGUAUGCUCGUCCGUGACUCUACUCGUGCGUACGAAUAAUCGGCCGUAAAUGGAAUUGGCUCGUCGCACGGGAAACAUUAUACAUUGAAAUACUCUCACUUCAUAGUGAGAAACUGAUGGUUAUACCGGUGACAAUGAAUUUACUCGACACAAAUAAGAUUAAUGAAGGGUCUGUUGUAAUUGUUCUGUCUUCAUAGCCUAAAACUUUUCAUUUACAAUAUUCUUUGUCGUACUUUUAGUGAUAGUGUUAUCGUGGAUAAAACGCAUAUUAUAUAAUGAAUUCCAGAUAUGGAGUGGAUAAGUGCCAGGAGAUUGCACCGAGUCUGAAAGACGCCAUUGGUAUUGAAAAACUAUUGUAUUUGUGUUAUCAAACUGUUUGCCUUGGUACUUAACCUAGGAGAAAAACAUGUCACAGUUAAAUAUAAGUACAGGAAAAAAAGGGAGGGGUGUUGCCAGUACCUCAGCCUCAUCCGUAUCGGCGUUGAGCAGUUCGACUGAUUUAGCAAGCCUAUUCGAAUGUCCUGUUUGUUUUGACUAUGUGCUGCCACCCAUCUUGCAGUGUCAAAGUGGACACCUUGUUUGUAGUAACUGUCGACCAAAACUUACCUGUUGCCCUACUUGUAGAGGCCCGUUAGGUAAUAUUCGCAAUCUGGCUAUGGAAAAGGUAGCGAGUAAUGUAAUGUUUCCUUGCAAAUACUCUAUUAGCGGGUGCACGGUAUCUUUGGUACAUACCGAAAAGCCAGAUCACGAGGAUGCGUGCGAAUUCCGUCCAUAUAGUUGUCCUUGCCCUGGUGCAUCGUGUAAGUGGCAAGGAUCGCUUGAACAAGUGAUGCCACAUCUUGUUACGAGUCAUAAAAGCAUUACUACUCUUCAAGGAGAAGACAUAGUUUUUCUGGCAACUGAUAUAAAUCUUCCCGGAGCUGUGGAUUGGGUAAUGAUGCAAUCUUGUUAUGGUCAUCAUUUCAUGUUGGUACUUGAGAAGCAAGAAAAAUAUGACGGGCAUCAACAAUUUUUUGCGAUCGUUCAAUUGAUUGGUUCGAGAAAGCAAGCAGAAAAUUUUGCUUACAGGCUAGAACUAAAUGGACAUAAGAGACGCCUUACGUGGGAAGCUAUGCCACGUUCUAUACAUGAAGGUGUCUCGUCUGCUAUUUUAAAUUCAGACUGCCUUGUAUUUGACACAUCUGUUGCUAAUUUUUUUGCGGAUAAUGGAAAUCUAGGAAUUAAUGUUACAAUUUCUAUGGCAUGAGAAAAGCCAGAGAAAACAGUUUAAAAGUCAGACAUAUCGUGCAGUCUUUGAAUUACACUCCUAAACUGACACGAAAGAUUGCCUGCUAUGCAUACAUAAUUUCUUUCAUGUUACCACAGAUGAAUAUUAGCAAUAUGGAUGUUAGAAAAUAUUGGAAAUGGAUUGACAAAGUGCAACAUUCACACUUGGUUACAGAACAUCCGUGUAGAAGCUUUAAAGUAUACUUGUAUGUGAUAUUAAUAAUACAUGUGAAUAUAAGAUAAACAGCUAUUUGGUUGAAGCAGCGAAAAAAGGCCAAUUUAUAGAAAGUACCUGACAGUCAUUACACGAUGCUUUCUCUUAGUCAUUUCUUAUCAAAUUUUUAUUUAUAUAAUAUUCCCUAGUGAAUUUUAUAUUAUUUUAAAUGUUAAGAAUACUUCACGAAUAUCACCAUUUAAUACGAUUUACCUAACAAACUUGUCUGUAUCUUUAUAUCUAAUCUACUUAAACAUAUUCAUCUCUCUCUCUCUCUCUCUCUCUCUCUCUCUCUCUCUCUCUCUGCUUGCAUAAUGCACUGCUAAAGAAAAGUAACGUUAAAUUUUUCCGAGGUAAUCGUUUGUUAGAAUUUUAAUAGGUUUACCUUUUGCCUUUAGUAUUCGACUUUUAACUAAUUUUCUUUUCAAAAUUCUCAACUUUUUAUAAACGUUAUCUUGUAUUAUUUAACACAAUUGUAUACAUAUAUUUAGAUUUUAAUGUAUAAAAACAUAUACAAAAGUUCAGUUUCACAGGUAUUAUUUUAUACGCUGUAAGUUAAUUCUAAAAUUGUAAAUUACACAAUAUUUUCGAACAUGUGUAUAUUGUCCAUAAUAUCAAGCAAGAUAAAUUCACAGGGAAUGGGUAUAUCUUAUUAACUGUAACGUUUGCAGUUUAGAAGAGCAAAAUGUCAAGUUUUGACAAUUUCAUAUAGUCAAAUCAUUUUAUAUGCAGACAUUUUUCCUGAAAUAUGCUUGACAAAAAACUCUGUGGUCAUGAAGUGAACCUAGUACUGCAUACAAAAACACGUGAUUACUACACGUAUAUGUAUAUAUAUGUACAAGUAUGUAGAUAUAUAUAUAUAUGUUUUAUAUUAUUACUUAUCGAGAGUCAGAUAUAGUGACGCGAUUGACAAAUUUCUGAUUUCUAUGCAUCGUAUGAUUCGCACCCUUACGGUGAUGACAGGAAUGAAAGCGUUAUAGCAUGUACCAAUUAAACGACUAUGUAAACAUUAUUUGUUUCUUGGUACAUAAUUGAACUAAAUAAACUAAAGAAAAAUGUGAAAUCAUAGUCAAAGUUUAAGAAUAAGUUUGGAAAGAUCGAAAAAACAUUUUUCAUCGGAAUAGAUUUUGUAAUUAGAUAUCACAAUAAUAUUUAUUCUUUUUCA
Molecule: messenger RNA, 2755 nt
Organism: Vespula pensylvanica (western yellowjacket)
Lineage: Eukaryota; Metazoa; Arthropoda; Insecta; Hymenoptera; Vespidae
Product: E3 ubiquitin-protein ligase SIAH1-like
Exons: 5
Coding region: 517-1356 (279 amino acids)
Biological process (GO): proteasome-mediated ubiquitin-dependent protein catabolic process; multicellular organism development
Cellular component (GO): cytoplasm
Molecular function (GO): ubiquitin protein ligase activity; zinc ion binding; ubiquitin conjugating enzyme binding
Source: RefSeq, a predicted model, not a curated record